Messenger RNA from Aspergillus tanneri, 672 nucleotides. RefSeq names its product DNA helicase ZGRF1-like domain-containing protein. Gene Ontology annotation, cellular component: nucleus; site of double-strand break. The transcript has 2 exons. The coding region runs from base 1 to 672 and encodes 223 amino acids. NCBI's taxonomy places the organism in Eukaryota, Fungi, Ascomycota, Eurotiomycetes, Eurotiales, Aspergillaceae. The record is from RefSeq and is a predicted model, not a curated record. Gene Ontology annotation, biological process: double-strand break repair.
AUGUCGACACCCUUCUCAUCUACAGCAACUUUUCAUCCUCCACUCAACCUGAACGUCCCUGUAACGCAAAACACAGCGCCUGUAAUCAAGUUCCGAUGCCUAUACACCUACGACCUACGACGCAAAGCCAAACGCUGGCAGGAUGGUUAUCUUAGGUUCCACACGUUUAACAAACGGGUUAUGGCUUAUGACACAACUGGUAACUUCAUUGGGGAUCUUCACUGGCGACAAGAUGAGAGCGUACAGGACGGUGACGAGUUGGAAUUAGACCGAGGCGUAUUGAUUCAGGUCUGCGAGUCGGUGGAAAAAACGGAGACCGACUUGGAUGUGUGCAUGACAGCUUAUCAUGUGCCCCCGAAUCUUGAAUUCGCUCCCUCCGCUUCCACACAGUUCGCCUUAGAUGAGACGGCUGGUGCUUCUGAGUCCCACGGGGACCAAAAUACUCGGAUACAGGGCAUUCUAUCCACUAGGUCUUCAGCCGGGCUCCGCAAGUCGUAUUCUGACCCAACCGCUUUGACAACCCUUCAUGGCCUGCAACCUCGAUCCACAUCCUCAAGGAGCCGACUAAACACCCACUUAGAUGAGGAUACAGCCCAUGACCAAGGCCCAUGGACUUCCGAAGCACUCGAUCUCUUCGAUUUUUGGCCUCUAGGACGGCCAAAACCCAUUUAA